ACCCCUCACCUUGCUCCAUUCUCAUCAAUAAAAACACUAACAGACACAUACAGCAAGCUCACUCACUCACACACUACCCACAUUCAUUCCUUCAAGGGAGAGAGAAAGUAUCUACACACAUUAUUGUAGAGAGAGACAGAGAAAAAAAAAAUGGGGGUCUUAUUCAUCUCUCUCCUCAUCAUACUAGCCGUUGCUUCGACCGUGAAUUCUUGCCCACCGUCGGAUCGGUCAGCUCUGAUGGACUUCAAAGCCUCUCUCACCGAACCCUACUUGGGUCUACUCAACUCGUGGACCGGGUCCGACUGUUGCAAAAACUGGUACGGCAUCAGCUGCGACCCUACGACCGGCCGGGUCGCCGACAUCUCCCUCCGCGGCGAGUCCGAAGACCCCAUCUUUGAAAAAGCCGGCCGGACCGGGUUCAUGACCGGUUCAAUCUCCCCUUCCAUCUGCGCUCUCGACCGCCUCACCACCCUCAUCGUCGCCGACUGGAAAGGCAUCACUGGCGAGAUUCCGAAGUGCAUCACUUCUCUCUCCAAUCUCCGGAUCCUCGACGUCAUUGGAAACAAAAUCUCCGGCCGACUUCCGGCCGAUAUCGGUCGACUGAGUCGACUCACUGUUCUCAACGUCGCCGACAAUGUCAUCUCCGGUCCAAUCCCCACCUCCAUCGUCAAUCUCCAGAGCCUUAUGCACCUCGACCUCAGCAACAACAAACUCUCCGGCGAAAUCCCGGCCGAUCUCGGAAAACUCACCAUGAUGAGCCGAGCCUUACUGAGUCGGAACCAACUCACGGGGUCAAUCCCCACCUCAAUCGCCAACAUUUACCGACUCGCCGACUUAGAUCUCUCGGUGAACCAGAUUUCCGGUCCAAUCCCGGCCCAACUCGGUUCAAUGAGGGUUCUCUCAACUCUAAAGCUAGAUAGCAACCAAAUUUCGGGCCAAAUACCGGGUAGCUUGUUGGGCAAUGGCGGUUUAAGCAUUAUAAACUUAAGCCGAAACUCUCUCGAGGGUUACAUUCCGGAUGUUUUCGGACCGAAAUCUUAUUUCACUUCUCUCGAUUUAUCGUACAAUAAUUUGAAGGGUUCGAUCCCGAAAUCGGUAUCGUCGGCGAAAUAUAUGGGGCACAUGGAUGUGAGCCAUAACCAUCUGUGUGGGCCGAUUCCGGCGAGCUCGGCUUUCGAUCACCUCGAAGCGUCGUCGUUUACGGCCAAUGAUUGCCUUUGUGGGAUGCCUUUGCUACGAACUUGUUAGUGUUUUUCGGACGAUACGAUUUGGUUUUCCGAAAUAUCGGACUGUUGUUCUGUUACUUAACGGUAAACGUUAAGUGUGUUUAAAUCUAGUUUUAUUUAUUAAUAUGAUGAUUGGUAAUUGUUAAGCAAUAUUCAAGUGUUUUUUAGUUGAGAUGGGAAAAGUUAAAAGAAAGUUGGAUGGACCUGAAAAUCUUAAAAAAUCUUGAGAGUGAGAAUCAAAGAGAAAUCAUAAUGUGCUUUUUCACUAUAUAUGUAUGUAAUUAUGAAAAAAAAUAAAAUAAUUUUGGUUGUUAGCA
Messenger RNA from Camellia sinensis, 1543 nucleotides. RefSeq lists its product as uncharacterized. Gene Ontology annotation, molecular function: protein binding. Lineage: Eukaryota; Viridiplantae; Streptophyta; Magnoliopsida; Ericales; Theaceae. The record is from RefSeq and is a predicted model, not a curated record.